UAUUAUUGAUUUAGGAUUAUGUAAACCUGUAAGUGAUUUACAGGAUUCUGAUAAUGAAAUUUAUGGAGUUUUACCUUAUAUGGCGCCUGAAAUAUUAAGAAAUAACCCCUAUACUCCAGCAAGUGAUAUUUAUAGUUUUUCAAUGAUAAUGUGGGAAUUUACAUCAGGUAUUCCCCCAUUUAAAUGUGAAGCACAUGAUUAUGAUCUGAUCUUGAGUAUUUGUAAAGGAGAACGUCCUAAAAUUAUAAAAAAUACUCCAAAAUGUUAUGUGAAUUUAAUGAAAAAAUGUUGGGAUUCAAAUCCUGCCAAUAGACCAACUAUAAUAAUGCUUGAAAAUGUUAUAUCUGAAUGGAUUGGAUGUAUUAGUGAUUAUUAUAGAAUAAACAGUGAUGGAAAUUAUAAAUUUGAUGUACCUAAUAUUGAUAAUCAAUUAAAAGAUGUUAUGUUGGAAUUUGUUAUGGCAAACAAAUCUUUAGCGCAGGAACAAGUAAAUUCUUCUAUUACACAAUCUCAUCCACAAGCACAUUAUACAAGUCGCAAACUUGCUGAAAUUUUA
Messenger RNA from Rhizophagus irregularis DAOM 181602=DAOM 197198, 556 nucleotides. The record is from RefSeq and is a predicted model, not a curated record. Lineage: Eukaryota; Fungi; Glomeromycota; Glomeromycetes; Glomerales; Glomeraceae.